Struthio camelus australis is the source of this 2552-nucleotide messenger RNA. The record is from RefSeq and is a predicted model, not a curated record. NCBI's taxonomy places the organism in Eukaryota, Metazoa, Chordata, Aves, Struthioniformes, Struthionidae.
GCCUGACAGAGCAGCCUCCUCCCUGUGGGAUGCCGUUUCUAGAUAAUCGACUGUUCGCAACCUGUUCUGAUGACACUACAAUAGCACUUUGGGAUCUGAGAAAGCUGAAUACAAAAGUGUGCACUUUACAUGGCCACACCAGCUGGGUGAAGAACAUUGAGUUUGAUACCAAUACAAGAUUACUAGUAACAUCAGGGUUUGAUGGAAAUGUGAUCAUUUGGGACACCAACAGGUGCACAGAAGAUGGAUGUCCUCACAAGAAGUUUUUUCACACCCGUUUUCUCAUGCGGAUGAGACUAAUGCCAGACUGUUCCAAAAUGUUGAUCUCAACCUCCUCUGGAUAUCUUCUGAUUUUGCAUGACCUUGAUUUAAACAAAUCUUUAGAGGUCCGCAGCUACCCAAUAUUAAGAGCUAGGAGAACUACAUCAAGUUCAGACAUGACAUCUACCAGUUCAUCUGGUCCUCGAGCUGUUGGUUCAUGUCACUGUAAUGAUUUGGGUUCACUGUCUGAGAAAUACAUGUCACGAUCCUCACAGCGAGAAGGUGUAUCACCACGAAAUAGUCUGGAGGUUUUAACACCAGAAGUUCCUGGAGAUAGGGACCGUGGGAACUGCAUUACAUCACUACAGCUCCAUCCAAAAGGGUGGGCUACUCUUCUUCGGUGCUCAAGUAAUACAGAUGACCAGGAGUGGACCUGUGUCUAUGAAUUCCAGGAAGGAGCCCCUGUGCGCCCUGUCUCACUUCGUUGUUCUCUGCGAUUGACUCAUUGCAUUGAAGAAGCCAACGUAGGCCGGGGAUACAUCAAAGAACUUUGUUUCAGUCCUGAUGGUCGGAUGAUUUCAUCCCCACAUGGCUAUGGGAUCCGCUUGUUGGGGUUUGACACACAGUGCAAUGAACUUGUUGAUUGUUUACCCAAAGAAGCUGGUCCCUUGCAGGAAAUUCGUUCCCUCUACUCUCACAACGAUGUGGUACUGACAACAAAGUUUUCUCCAACACACUGUCAGAUUGCCUCGGGGUGCCUUAGUGGACGUGUUUCUUUGUAUCAGCCAAAGUUCUAGGCACGUCUUACAUCAACAGGAACUUAGAUAAUUACUUCAGUUUAGUUGAAGUGCAUUCUCCCUAAAAUCUUGUAAAUUUGGACAAGAUCAUAGUUUUUGCGAUCUGUGAACAUAACAAUGAAAUGAAUUCUCAUUCCAGCACUGUAUGCAUUCUGAUACUGCAUCCACAAGUCAAGCUCCAUGCAUUCUGUGUUCUGCCUUCCAUGCAGACCUCUGAUCCUGUGCCAUUGAGUCUAGUCUUUCUGGUUGUUUGCACAGUAAUGCUUGUUGGUCUUUCCUUUCAACAUGACUUAGGGUGGUCUAUCUGAAAGAAACCUAGGUGGGGCAUGGGGAAGAGUUCAACCAAAACCCACCCAGGUACCACCAGUACAACACCUCUUUGUCACAAAGGAACUGAACUUCCUUACAUAUACUUGCUUGGCCUUUUCUAUCGCUGAAACAUCUAUACAAUGAUUAGAUAACAGAGCUGGUUUUGUGCAUACCAGAUUAGUUAUUGCCACAAAAGAAAAAAAAUUUUGUUUUCAUUAUAUGAAUUUGAUUAUUUGUGAUUAGCUAAAAAAAAUUAGUCACCUUUCUGUAAAGGUUUUGCUGUAGUUAAAUCUUUUAAAGUUGUUUUUCCUUAACUGCAUGUAUUGUGUUUAUUGCCAGAGGGAAAAAUCCAGGAGAUGUAGCUGCAUUUUCCUCAGUGAAUUUAGUAGGGAAACACUGCUGUUUGGAGCAGGGAAACAAGAGCUGAAUAGGUAAACAGCUUGUCUUGUAAUCACUGCAGGCAAGCUGUUCAAAAUGUUUCUCAUAAAGUGACAAGUUAAAUUGGCCUCUGUUCAACAAACUAUGUUCCUCAGUCGCUAGGAUUUCUGUUACUUUUACUGUGGGAAGCUUUCCACCUUAAUAAUAUAAACCUUGAUUGCAUGUUUGAAACCUGAGACAAUGUUCUACAAAAUUUCCCACUGUUGCUAAGGCCAAUUCCCAACUGAAAUGUGUAAUAUUCUUCUGUACCUUGCACAGACCAUUUUCAUGGAAGGAAUUAGCCUAUGAUUUGUCCAUAGUUUUAUGAGCAGUAUCAAAUGUAUUAGCAGUUUGGAACAGGUGAAAAGCACAUGUAUUUAAAGAAAUACCUACUUAGAUUUAAUUGGUCUUAUCAUAAGAUGUAAAAAAAAAUGGAACAUUUAUCAUUAAUCCACAUAUGAAAUAUGAAUGCCAAGCUUUACCUCUCUUCAGUUAGUAGCAAUUACAAGGACAUUGUGUUCUGAAUAUAAAUUUUCUGCAGGAAAAAGUGUUUCGAUAUACUUCAAAGCCACCAGUAUGCAAGUGAAUGUCUGAUAGUCUGGCAUGAAAAGAAACUGAAUUCAGCUAUUAAAAGCCUGUGGUACCCAUUUCAUAAAACUAGGACUCAGACUACUCAAAUAUGCAGGACACACAUGAAUGAAACAAGCAUCGAAACUUCUGCAAGUAGUCGAUCUUCCAAUCUCCAUCUUGUUGGAGAUGCUUAAGGUA